AGUUCGUUAAAAAUACAACGCAAAACGAAAACGAGUUGGCAGACAACGAAAGUUUGCGACGAGUGUAGGAGGGGCGGAUGGGGAUAAGGGGUUAUUUACGAAUUGCUUUAUGUUGCUGUGGUGAAUGAAGUGCUAUCAUCCGAAGUCCAAACCAUGAAUCAACCUGCUUCAUGAAAAUCACGAGGUCUGGUCUUAUUGUCGCGGUUGCAACACAAGAUUCUUUGUGAUGAGAGUGAGCUUAUCAGAGGGUGAAAAUAUAAACUUCAAACUGGUGCUGAUAUCAAGACUUAAGUUGUGGUCAGAGAGCGAUGCAUCAGGCUGAAUAGACAGCCAUCGUUUCAUCCCAGCCUUCCCCAUCAGCGGCGCGCGCUGCCGGCUGCACCAUGUGGCCGCCGUCCGGCUCGGAGCCCUCCUCCGGGGACGAGGAGGAGGAGCGGUCUCCGGAGCGGUCCCCGGAGCCGGAGCCGGAGCCGGAGCCGGAGCCGCGCCGGCCGCAGCCGCUGGCGCUCAGCUGGCUCGACCUGUCGGCGGUCGGCUACCGGCGCUCGCUGGCCGUGUCAGCGCUGCCGGCCGCCGCCGACCUGGAGCGGCUGCAGGCGCUCGGCUUCACGGCCGCCCUGAUGCUGUGCACGCACGCCGAGCUGGCCAAACAGGGCGUGCCGGAGCUGGCGGCCGCCUACGAGGCGCACGGGCUGGCCGUGUGCCACCGGCCGGUGGCCGAGGGCGAGGUGCCCGGCCCGGCGGCGCUGCUGCAGCUGUUCGAGGCGGCCGUGCGCGCGCUGGAGGCCGGCGGCCGCGUGCUGCUGCACUGCUCCACCGGCCUGGGGCGCGCCUGCACCGUGGCCGCCUGCCUGCUGCUGCACGUGCAGGAGGAGCUGACCGCCGACCAGGCGGUGGAGGCGGUGCGCCGGCUGCGCGGGCCGCGCGCCGUCCAGUCGGUGCGCCAGUUUAACUUUAUCCACGAGUACCGCGACGAGCGCGACGCGUUUCUGGCGCAGCUGGAGGCGCCAGAGUCGCGGCCCGUGUCGCGGUAAGUCGCCGGCCGUGAGUCGCCGCCGGGCUCACUGCCAGACCCGGCGAGGGGUGUGUCCUGACCGUGAAAUGACCCAUGAGUCCGCCACCGUAGUAAUCUGAUAUGGCUCAUUUGUGUGAUUUUGUAUUGCAUGUUGAUCAUCGCAGUAGAUUUACAUUUUGACGCUUGUUGCAAUAGCUGGUUCGUGCCUGUGUGUAUUUUUAUUAAAAGGGGAUUGAACGUUGGAAUAAUGUUCAAAGAUUAUCAUAUGGAAUGUUUUUAGUGGGACACAUCUGAGCCUGGUGGCUGUCUAUGGAUACCAAAUGUUGGGUCAUUUCACAUCGGGAUCGCCCGUUGGAGUGGCGCCGCGGCGUGACCGGCGGCGGUGCCAGUGGAGGCGGGUGGCGGCCCGCGGUCUGGGACGGGACGGCCGCAGCGGCGGGCGGCCGGGGGUACAGACAGGGGGCCGUACGGCGGGCCAGCCGGCCGGCCCGCGGGACACGAGUGCCACCCGCGGCAGCGACUCGGCCUCAAGGGAGUCGGUUUUACCCCGCGAGUGCGUGCCUCUUACAUUGGUUAAGUGACGCCGCCCGGCGCUGCCCACGAGUGGUGUGCAGCGCCGGGUGGUGGCGGGCCCCGAGCUGCGUGGGUCUGACCGAACUGAACGAAUCGCAACCGACAGCAGCAGCCUGCCCAGCGGUGUACAACGGCGAGACGGCGACGGUCGCACUCUUACUUGUUACAUCGUUGUGUUGUCUUUCGUCAUGCAUCUGGUACAUUAUGCACGCCCUCAACUGGGAGACAAAGUCUCAGCGUACGUACAUCAUCAGCAAUCCCAAUGAGAGAUGCAACCAAAGUACAAAUCCAAGUGCAAACAAGAAGAGAAGCGCCGUAGGCUGGGUAGGCUCCGUGCCGCGGCGGUGGCGCCGCGGCGGUAGGAUUAUAAACUAGUGUUUCACGUACAAUCGCCAGAUAUCGCCACCUAACUAUACCGGCAUCAAACAGGGUUUUGGGGAUGUGUUUAUGUUAACAAUGCUGAUUGUUUGCCAUUAACGUCACGUUGCAGUAUGAGCGUGACGUACUGCUGGCCAGAUUUUCUGUAGAUAUGCUGCUGGUAUCUAACCUAAGUGCGCGCGCUGGUGGUCGGGCUGUUGAUUUAUCGCAUCUUGCGCUCCGACCGGUCGCUUUGAUGAGCGCUUUCUGCCCUGGUGGGUCCGUUUUGUACUCGUUUGCGCGCUGUGUCGUGCUGCCGAGCGCCGAGCGCUGCUGAUGGAAUCGAAUCGAGCCGACCGCCGACCGUUGGCCGGGCCGCAGUGCCGGCCUCUCGGUGACGCUGUCCGGGUGACGACUGCGCCCUACCGGGCGGCACCUCGAUGACGUGCGGCGACAGCGUCCGAACGGCCGCCUCGCCUCGCCCGUGCCACUACAAUGUGUAGGGUGGGCUGUGUUCAAUAAAAAAUGCGAGCUUGGAGCAGGA
Molecule: messenger RNA, 2489 nt
Organism: Amphibalanus amphitrite
Lineage: Eukaryota; Metazoa; Arthropoda; Thecostraca; Balanomorpha; Balanidae
Product: cyclin-dependent kinase inhibitor 3-like
Exons: 2
Coding region: 384-1034 (216 amino acids)
Biological process (GO): protein dephosphorylation
Cellular component (GO): nucleus
Molecular function (GO): protein tyrosine phosphatase activity
Source: RefSeq, a predicted model, not a curated record